AUGUUGUACCUUCCGUAUGCUGCUCUUUUAGCAGCAGUGACCUCGGCUGCCAGUACGCCGGAGGUCCCUAGAGUCGGCGCCCUCAAGAUGGACUUUUCUGUCUUGAGAGGCAGUUCUCUAUCUUCGGCAAAGAAGGGCAACGUCCCUGCCCUUAUAAAGAGAGAUGGCCUGGCCGAACUUACGUUGACAAACGAACAGACGUACUACUCGUCAACUCUCAAGGUUGGGUCUCAGGGCGCAGAAAACGAUGUCGUUGUCGAUACCGGCUCAUCGGAUUUGUGGGUCAUGUCGAGCGACGUUGACUGCUCGUCCACAUCGACUUCCUUCAGGAGAUCCAUUGAAAACUUUGAACGGUUUUCGCACCGCCGUCUCAUGAGUUUUGAGAUGCCAGACUCAACCGAGACCGAUGCCACGGACAAAAACAAGAGGGCAGACAGCACCAACACUUGCACGGCAUCCGGCUCUUUCAACACCGCGGAUUCAAGCUCGUUUCAGGUCAACACCACUGCCCCCGACUUCUCCAUUUCCUAUGCGGACGGUACGUACGCUACCGGCUACUGGGGAUACGACUACAUUGACUUUGGGUCUGCCAAUGUAUCCGACUGUAGUUUUGCCGUGGUGAACGACACGUCGUCAGACAUUGGUGUUUUCGGUAUUGGCCUCGCCCAGUUGGAGACGACAUACUCCGGCACCACUGCAACCAGCCCGUACACGUACGAGAACUUUCCUCUUCGGUUGAAGGCCACUGGCGCCAUUAACAAGGUGGUGUACUCGCUCUACUUGAAUUCGGCCGAUGCCCUGUCGGGCUCAGUGUUGUUUGGCGCAGUUGACCAUGCCAAAUACAGCGGCCAGUUGCAGACGGUGCCCCUCGUCAACAUCUACUCGCUGUUCUUCACCAACCCCAUCCGGUUUGACAUUGUUCUUGACUCGAUCACGUUGGAGAGCUCGUCGCAAAAUGUCACGGUAUCCUCGUCCAGCAUAGCUGCAUUGUUGGACUCCGGCACCACUUUGACCUACCUCCCGUCUGCCAUCUUGAGCUCCCUUGUAUCGCUGUUGGAUGCAUCCACCAGCUCCUCGGGCUAUUACACGGUGGACUGUGACUACGACUCAGACGAUAUCUAUGCCGUGUUCAACUUUUCUGGCGUCGAGAUCAAGGUGCCAAUGUCCGACUUGAUCAUCCUGCUGGGCUUCCAGUGCUACUUGGGUGUUUUGGAGCAGUCCUCCAGUUCUCUGACCAGCACUACGUACGCCAUAUUGGGUGACAACUUCCUUCGUAACGCGUACAUUGUGUACGACUUGGAAGACUAUGAGAUUUCGUUAGCCCAGGUCAACUUCUCCAGCAGUGAGGACAUCGAGACGGUCACGAGCUCAAUCCCCCUGGCUGUGCAGGCUGAAGGAUACUCUUCCACAUCUCUUUCGACAUCUAUCGAGACGGGCUCGACAAGCUCGCAGUUGAGCUCUUCAGGAACCAAGAGUUCCGAGGGCAGCAGCGCGGUCCAUCUCGCCAAGUCUUUGUUCAUUGCGGUGGUUGGAGCGGGUCUUGUUUUGGUGUUUUAG
Molecule: messenger RNA, 1557 nt
Organism: Metschnikowia bicuspidata var. bicuspidata NRRL YB-4993
Lineage: Eukaryota; Fungi; Ascomycota; Pichiomycetes; Serinales; Metschnikowiaceae
Product: pepsin-like aspartic protease
Exons: 1
Coding region: 1-1557 (518 amino acids)
Biological process (GO): proteolysis
Molecular function (GO): aspartic-type endopeptidase activity
Source: RefSeq, a predicted model, not a curated record